CGCACGUAUUGGCGCGAUGAGUUUACCCCUCAAUCCCAAACCUUUUCUCAAUGGACUGACAGGAAAGCCAGUGAUGGUGACACUAAAGUGGGGUACGGAGUACAAGGGGUACCUGGUGUCUGUAGAUGGCUACAUGAACACGCAGCUUGCAAAUAUGGAAGAAUACAUAGAUGGGGCAUUGUCUGGACAUCUGGGUGAAGUUUUAAUAAGGUGUAAUAAUGUCCUUUGUAUCAGAGGUGUUGAAGAAGAGGAGGAAGACAGGGAAAUGAGAGAAUAA
Molecule: messenger RNA, 277 nt
Organism: Nannospalax galili (Upper Galilee mountains blind mole rat)
Lineage: Eukaryota; Metazoa; Chordata; Mammalia; Rodentia; Spalacidae
Product: small nuclear ribonucleoprotein F-like
Exons: 1
Coding region: 17-277 (86 amino acids)
Biological process (GO): spliceosomal snRNP assembly; mRNA splicing, via spliceosome
Cellular component (GO): U1 snRNP; catalytic step 2 spliceosome
Molecular function (GO): RNA binding
Source: RefSeq, a predicted model, not a curated record